Molecule: messenger RNA, 858 nt
Organism: Aspergillus pseudoviridinutans
Lineage: Eukaryota; Fungi; Ascomycota; Eurotiomycetes; Eurotiales; Aspergillaceae
Exons: 1
Coding region: 1-858 (285 amino acids)
Source: RefSeq, a predicted model, not a curated record
AUGGCAGAGUCGAAUCUCAAGUCUGGCCCAGGCCGCCUUGCCCUGCUAGGUGCCACCGGUCAUACUGGUCGAAUGGUCCUGAAGAAGCUAUUGGAGAACUCGGACCUCUCUGCACAUGGUAUCAAUAUCUACGUUCGCUCCCGAGCCAAGCUAGAAAUACUGUUUCCUUCACUAUCAAAUGACCGCCGAGUGAAAGUCUUUGAAGGAAGUAUCAAAGAUCAUGCUUUGAUUCAGAAUUGUCUUGCUGCAGCUAGCACAAUCAUUUGCACAUUGGGAGAGAAUGAGAACAUCCCAGGAGUUACUGUUCUUGAGGAUUUUGCUCGAGCAACGAUCAAUGCUCUAUCAACCCUCCAAAGCAAGAAUGGAUGUUCGAUGCAACCGCGCCUCAUCAUGCUGUCCUCCGCGACUAUGAACCCCCGAUUCGCAGCAGCCCGACCAGCCAUUUUACAUUGGAUGAUUCGAACCGCAUUUGACAAGCCUUACAAUGACUUAAUCAAAGCCCAGGAGAUGCUUCUGGCUGUGCCGGAACUUCUCUCAGUUACACUCAUCCAGCCAAAUGCUCUCGUUGAAGAGAAACCAACAGGCUGUGUCCUGAGCACCGAAUUUGCCUAUAUAGCCUGCUCAUAUGAGGACUUGGCUGAGGGAUUCGUACGCGUCUGUACCUCUGCUCCAUUAGAGAAUCUGCCUCGCAUCGGAGUGUCGAGUGCGCGAGCGGAGAAUCCCCUGUUGUACGCGCCUUUCACGCUCGGCAAGAUUUUCCGUGGUCUCGCAUUCCAAUUCAUACCUGGUUAUUGGCAGACAGAGUACUGGAUCACAGCACGCCUCCAAAGCCGCUCAAAGGGCUCGAAGAGAGAUUGA